AUGUCAUCGGUCGAGUCAACAGAGAGAAUAGAAAUACUUCUGAGUAAUCUCGAGAGAAAUAUUGAAACAUUUAAAUCAGCUCAUGACAUUUUAGAUCUAAGCAAGGAUCUCCUACAAGAUGGGAGUACACCAGAACCAGCACAAGUUCGAUUAUCGAAAAGAAACUACAUAAUAGACUCGUUCAAUUUGGAAAAAACUCAUAAGCAGUACAAGAACUGGGAAAACGAAACCAGGUUAGCAUUUAUCAAGGAGGAUAUUGUCAGCUAUAAUCAAGUCGUUGCUAAAAUAGCUAACGUCAACCAAAAGUUGGAUGAGUCUAGCAAUUCCUAUGAGGUGUUGGCAAAAAAUAUCAAGAUACCAGACUUUACUAUAAGCAUCAAAACUUUGGAAAACUAUGGCGAUGAAGAAUUGCUAGAGCUAGGGAGACUGUAUCAAACAGCAAACUUACAGUUGGUACAACUAUUUUCGCUAAAUGCCGCCAAUGAGAACAAACUCUUUCCUGAUUUCCAAGUCAUCCAAGAAUUGAUCAAUAUAGAGUUUAGAUUGCGGGUCGAAAAACGGGUGCAUUUGGAAAUAUUGAUGUCGAUGAAAAACAAAAUACAAACUCAGAAUAAGUCUUGGACGGUGAGGGAUAACCAAUUGAGGGAGUUCAUUGAUAUUAAGGUGCAACAAAUGAUUGAAACGGUUGAAAAGGCUAAUGCAGAGGAUAAUAAAGCAAGAGGAGAAGAAGAAGAAGAAGAAGAGGACGAUGAUGAUGAUGAUGAGGAUGAGGAUGAGGAAGAAGAAGAGGAGGAGGUCGUCCGUGAAUUGGACAGUGAUGAUGGCGAUGAAGAAGAUGGAGAUGGAGUGGAAAAAAUCGAAGAUGACGGCGAAGCAGGCAAAAUGGUGUACGAAAUGAACAUAGAAAAUAAGGAGGAUGUACUUAAUUACUCCGAGGCAGAUGCUCAUCGAGAGCUUGACGCCAGCGUGAACGAGAUAGAACCUAACCAGCUAGAAAGACUACACGACAAUUACUCCCAAACUAUCAACACACCAGUUGAAUCUGGCAGUGAAGAUGAUGAAAUGUUAAUAGAUCAUUGA
Molecule: messenger RNA, 1080 nt
Organism: Lodderomyces margitis
Lineage: Eukaryota; Fungi; Ascomycota; Pichiomycetes; Serinales; Debaryomycetaceae
Exons: 1
Coding region: 1-1080 (359 amino acids)
Source: RefSeq, a predicted model, not a curated record